Messenger RNA from Brassica napus (rape), 2609 nucleotides. Its product is annotated as casparian strip membrane protein 2-like. The transcript has 3 exons. The record is from RefSeq and is a predicted model, not a curated record. Lineage: Eukaryota; Viridiplantae; Streptophyta; Magnoliopsida; Brassicales; Brassicaceae. The coding region runs from base 1972 to 2586 and encodes 204 amino acids.
CUCUCUCUCUCUCUAGCAUUAGGCCGGUUAUGGACCGGGCGGGUCAUGGACAUCCAGAUUUAUAACAUAUAACAAAUUUUGUGGCUAAUUAAUAAUACUUCCAAACCUUUGUAGAUGGGCUCUGUCAAAUCAAACCAAAUUUCGCCCAGUCGCUUAAUAACCUUUGGUGUUGUCUACACGUGCAGUCCAGGUUUGAUAUUAGAACAAGGGUGUCUCAAUGAUUCCUUAAAAAUAAUAAAUAGAGUCAAUAGAAUGGUAAUAUUACAGGGGGAAAUGGAUGCUGCUGCCAGCAUGAUCGAGAAACAAUCCAGGUAAAAUCCACCUAAGCAGAAACUUUUAACAACUUGGGUUUGAUUUUUCUCUCUCCUGUUAUUUACGAGGUAUCCUGACAUGAGACCACUGCUCGGGAAUUAUAGUCCUCAAUGAGUUUUAGAUUGUUUUUCUACUUUCCUGGUGCUAAGUGCCGUUUAUAUUCUGUUAUAACCACUACCACCAUCGGAUAUAUAUAUCUUCCCAGAUUUCUCCACUCAUUCAGUAUCUUAUUUCAUUGAAGCGCUUCUCAGGCAUCAUGAUUACACAAAGUACAAAGUCGUGGUUUAUUCAGUGGUCGUUAAGGUAUUUUUUUCUUUUCUUAAUUUUUUUUAUAUAUGUAUUAUACGUUUUCCGUUAAAGCGAUUCAUUUCCUCCCUUUUGAGCAACUAAUCUCUCAUGGUUUUGCAGGCAUAUGCAAAAACAUUUAGGUUUAGGGAUAAAGUGUUGAAGAAAGAUGGAGUUUGACACAUUGUAUUACUGAAAAAUGCCGACGCUAAUAUAUUGACAUUAUGAAAAUUUUGAGUAUGAUUUACAUUUCAUGCAGUUUGGACACAUUCCCUUAUGAUGGAACAACCACUACCUGUGAAUCUCCCUAUACAUGUGAGUUCCAUGUGUUAUUAUGGCUGGUUCAGUACAUGCUCAUAAUGUUGAUGUCAGUCUUCUCAGUAAACGUUGGUAAGCUCUCGGUUAUGUUUUUGUUUCUUGGCAAAAUUGCUUCUUACUCGGGACAUCCCGUCUUCUUUUUUAUUCAGGUUUAGGACACCUGGUUGCUUAAAAUGAGGAUGAGUAUGUGCAGUUAUCUGUUGAUCCAGCUUCUGAUGUGACCGCUCUUUCAAAACUGAGAUAAGUCUUGGUCCGUCCUUUGCUGUUGCUCUUGAAUCCGCAUACCGGAAUAUGUGGAAAAAGUACUGCAAAGGUGAAAAGUACCGUCCUUAAAGAAAAUUCAAUGCCUUUGCAGAUUGUGGACUCAUAUGGGUGAAGAUCUGAAAGAGAGUCAGUCCAUGAGAUCUUCCUCUCUUUUUCACUUCCAAGACUAUAUAGGAACUAGACUUGUAGAUUACUUGUCUAGUAAAAGGAAUUUUGUAAAAUCACUCUUUUUCUUUCUUUUUCUUUUUGGUUCUCUCAUCCAGCUUAAUUUAGCUUUAUAGUGAUUCUUGGUAAGUUUAGGGGGAAGUGGAUUUAAUUGGAGUUUUUCGUCUCGUUUGAGAGAUAAAGUUGUUGCAUCAGAUAGGGACAUAGGGUUUAAGUAAUGAGCCAUAUGAUAGUAAAUGGAGUAUACUUUUAUAGCCAAAGCUUUUCAGCGCCUAGGUUAUCUGUUAAGUUUGAAAAUCAUGCGUAGUAGUUGCCACAUUGACAUAACUGAAGAUAAUAAAUUAUUAAACCACCAGUAUAUAUGUAUAUUUAGUUAAAAAAAGUCUACAGACUGUUGACUUGUAUUAUUAUAUAUAAUUAUGCUUUGCUAACUCCAUAUAUACUAAUAAGUGCACUAGCAACUACUCUUCAUUCCCCACUUCGUCUGCUCCAUUGAUUCUACCAAAACCAUAUAAAGUACUAUAAAAAUCACUAAUCUUGUUACUUUUCUUCACCACCAAAGCAUCAAACUGUCUACUGAUUCUCCUCUUCAAAGUAACUCAAAACAUUUAAUUAAUCUCAAGAAAGAUGAAGAACGAAUCUACCGUCAUUGAUGUCCCUGCGGAAUCUAGCUCAGCCAUGAAAGGAUCAGCUCCUUUAAUCGGUGUGGCUAGAGACCACACUACUAAUGGCUCAGGUGGAUACAAGAGAGGUCUCUCAAUCUUCGACUUCCUCCUUCGUUUAGCUGCCAUUAUUGCAGCAUCAGUAGCCGCUGGAACGAUGUUUACAAGCGACGAGACUCUUCCCUUCUUUACACAGUUCUUACAGUUCGAAGCUGGCUACGACGAUCUACCAACUUUCCAGUUCUUUGUGAUUGCCAUGUCCAUGAUCUCAGGAUAUCUCCUCCUAUCUCUCCCUUUCUCCGUAGUCACCAUCGUUCGCCCUCUCGCCACAGCCCCAAGACUCCUCUUGCUCGUUCUAGACACUGCGGCAAUGGCGUUUAACAUGGCAGCUGCGUCAUCGGCUGCGGCGAUAGGGUAUCUAGCACACAAUGGAAACCAGAACACGAACUGGCUCCCCAUUUGCCAACAGUUUGGAGACUUCUGUCAGAAAACCAGUGGAGCUGUGGUCUCCUCCUUUGUCUCGGUCGUCUUCUUCAUCAUUCUCGUCGUCCUCUCCGGUGUCGCUCUCAAAAGGCACUAAUCACUUACAAAUAUGUGUUCAUU